AUGUUUCUGAAAAUGUGUCAUCUGAUUUCUAUUUACACUCAAAACUUUAAUUUGUAUUAAAAUAAAAUUUUAAGAACAAUACAAUCAUACGUUUUUGUCGAAUUAAGUAAAAUGGCAAACAAAGGAAGUGAAGUUUCCAAAAGGACCCUUGUGGCGGCGGCAGGUUUGGGUCUGUGUGUUAUUGUGUUAGCCACAAAGCGUGAUCGCUUGCUAAAUUACCUGAAACGCAUAAGAGAUCCAUUGGGUCAUAGGCGAAUUGAAGUCGUACAAAACGUUGAUGACUGCCAUAGAGUUGUUCGUGAACUAAAGGAGCAUUGCAACAAAUUCAAAGUAUUGGGCUUCGACUGCGAAUGGGUAACGGUGGGAGGGACCAGACGUCCGACGGCGUUACUCCAAUUGUCCUCGGAGAAAGGAUUAUGCGCUCUAUUCAGACUGUGUUGCAUAAAGCAAAUACCAAAAAGCUUGAGGGAAUUAUUAGAGGAUGAAAACGUGCUUAAAGUUGGAGUGGAUCCUAAUGGCGAUGCAAAGAAGUUAUGUCAUGAUUAUGGCGUGGGAGUCGCAAGCACUUUCGAUUUGCGAUUUCUUGCUGCUAUGACAGGCAGAAAGCCUGGAGGCCUGGCAAAUUUGUCUAAAGCAGUGUUGAAUGUGCAUCUCGAUAAAAACUGGCGUAUUGUAUGUUCUGAUUGGGAGGCCACAGAAUUGACCAAAACCCAAUUGCAUUACGCAGCCAAUGAUGCCAUGGUGGCUGUGGAAAUUUUUAAAAUACUAUCCAAGGAGUUAUUUCCCAGACAUUUUUGGCAGCUUUUUACCAAAAUAGAUUUUGAACAAAUACUGCAGCGCAUUGACCCAUUUCUGGAAAUUAGUUUUAAGGAAGGUUAUAUCAACUCUCCUCUAAAAAAAAACACCAAACUGCUUGCAGCGGAUACGAAAAAGGAUGCUAACAAUACUAGGAAAUUCCAGGCUAGGCGUUACACCACCAGAUCCAAGGCCUUGUAUGAUAACUGUUUAUUGGAAGCACCAGAUGGCGAGUUGCUGUGUACUAUAGACAAAAGGAAGGCGCAGUGGUAUGUAGAGAGAAAUUUAGGAACAGAAGUCAACGCUGAGCCCUACACAGUGAGACUAAAUUUCGAGCCCGCCGGGAGGGCCGAGGGAGACGUUGGAAAAUAUUACCAAACUCCAAAGGAAAAUCAAUGUGUCGUCUGUGGCCACAAAGAAGCCUAUAUAAGGAAAAAUGUUGUACCUCGCGAAUAUCGGAAACACUUCCCUGUGGUUAUGAAAACACAUACCUCACAUGAUGUUCUAUUGCUAUGUCAUCCGUGCCACCAAAUAAGCAAUAUCUCAGACAUGAAGAUACGACAUAAGCUCAGCUCGAUGUGCGAUGCUCCAUUUACCCAGGAGGAAUGUUCCAUAAAAUAUAAAGAAGUUCCAGAAUUAAAGAAGUUAAGAUCAGCCGCAAGAGCCUUACUUUAUCAUGGAGACAAACUUAAUGAAGCUCGUCAUAGAGAACUCGAAUCAGUAGUACUUGAUUAUUAUAAAGAGGAGCCUAAAGUUACUUUGGAAUUGUUGCAAUUAUCUGCGGAAAUUGACACAAAAUCAUCAAAUGAAAACUAUUGCAAUCACGGAGAAAAGGUUGUUCAGAUGUUCCAAACAAAGUUGGGCGGUCUAAUUGAGCUGGAAAAAAUUUGGCGCGUUCAUUUUCUACAAACAAUGCAACCCAAAUUUUUACCCACACUAUGGGACGUGAAUCAUAAUGCAAACAGGUUGGAAAUAAGGGCUAACGAAGGUCGAGUUGAUAAAGCUGAUUUAAAGCUGGCUGGCCUAGCAUCUGAUGUUGAAAUUUAAAAACAAAAAGAAACUUGUGUAAUGUACCUAUUAAAGUCAACAAAUAUAAAGUUAUUUUUUUUAAUUUUGUACGAAAAUUCAAGUCAUUGUUUUAAUGAGAAUAAAUUUAUGCAAAAUAUCCAAUAAAAAUGUUAACAUUGUAAAAUUUGUUAAAA
Messenger RNA from Stomoxys calcitrans (stable fly), 1997 nucleotides. It is a transcript of the gene Exd2, whose product is annotated as exonuclease 3'-5' domain-containing protein 2. Gene Ontology annotation, molecular function: 3'-5' exonuclease activity; nucleic acid binding. The record is from RefSeq and is a predicted model, not a curated record. Gene Ontology annotation, cellular component: nucleus; cytoplasm. Gene Ontology annotation, biological process: nucleobase-containing compound metabolic process. The transcript is spliced from 5 exons. The coding region runs from base 112 to 1842 and encodes 576 amino acids. NCBI's taxonomy places the organism in Eukaryota, Metazoa, Arthropoda, Insecta, Diptera, Muscidae.